AUGGUUCAAGAAAUUGCUCACCCUGCCGCUAUUAUUGGGGAAACACGGGUUGAUGACAAAUAUAAGAUCUUAGAAGAAAGGUUGAAGGUAGUCGAAUGGUUUAAUGUUUUCGGAGUUGAUGAUAGGGGGAUGUGCUUAGUACAAAACAUGGUUAUACCUCCAAAGUUUAAAACUCCUAAGUUCGAGAAGUACAAAGGCGUCAGUUACCCUAAGAACCAUCUCAGGAUGUUUGUCAGGAAAAUGGUUGCCUAUGCGGCAAAUGAGAAACUAAUGAUGCAUAGUUUCCAAGACAGUCUAAGUAGAGCAUCUCUAGACUGGUACAUGCAGUUUGAGAGAAUCCAUAUCAAGACUUGGGAGGAUCUAGCUAAUGCCUUCCUGAGGCAAUACAAAUAUAACUUGGACAGGGCUCCCAAUUGCAUGCAGUUGCAAAAUCUGUCACAAAAGAGGAACAAAUCAUUCAAGAAGUACGCUAAAAAAUGGAGGGAAUUGGAAUCCUGUGUACAACCUCCGUUGUUGGAGAGUGAACUAGUGGAUAUGUUCAUGGUCACCUUAAAAGGACCAUACUACAAAAAUAUGAUAGGAUCAGUAUCAACAAGUUUUGUUGAUCUGGUGAUAACUGGGGAAAGAAUCAAGAAUGAGUUAAAAAAACUGUAA
Molecule: messenger RNA, 654 nt
Organism: Lathyrus oleraceus (garden pea)
Lineage: Eukaryota; Viridiplantae; Streptophyta; Magnoliopsida; Fabales; Fabaceae
Exons: 1
Coding region: 1-654 (217 amino acids)
Source: RefSeq, a predicted model, not a curated record